Parnassius apollo (apollo) is the source of this 372-nucleotide messenger RNA. The record is from the annotation of a GenBank genome assembly. Lineage: Eukaryota; Metazoa; Arthropoda; Insecta; Lepidoptera; Papilionidae.
AUGGAGCCAUCUAGCAAUUUUGAGACGCUGGAAACUAUGAACGCUAGCAAUUCCGCUAUCGAAGGCUACAAAAGGACUGACACAUUAAUCCAGACCACAAUAAGAAACAAAUUUGCUGAUUGUACAGUCCUUACCAUCGCGCAUCGGCUUCACACUGUUAUGGAUUCAGAUAAGGUGUUGGUGAUGGAUGCUGGACAAAUGGUGGAAUUCGAUCACCCGCACAUUCUGCUGAAGAAGAGCGACGGCUUCCUGCGGUCUAUGGUGGACCAGACCGGCAAGGUCAUGGCUGAAACACUCGCUAGAGUUGCACGGUACAAAAUCGAAGUGAUCGAUUAUAAAUUUGCUUUUGCCGCCACAAACCUGACUAGUUGA